Molecule: messenger RNA, 342 nt
Organism: Danaus chrysippus (African queen)
Lineage: Eukaryota; Metazoa; Arthropoda; Insecta; Lepidoptera; Nymphalidae
Source: the annotation of a GenBank genome assembly
AUGGGAAAGAAAUCAUUAUUUUGUAAUAAUAAUACUGGAGAAAUAGUUUUGUCAGCAAUUAAAAAGUUGAUGAAAAACACAGGAUGGACUGCUCGAACAAUAAUUAAAUUUAUCAAACUGGAAUAUCGUGUACGUGAUCCGAAGAUUAGCCGUAAAGUAUCAAGAGCAUUAAAACGUGGAGUUAAGUUGGGACUGCUUCAAAUGGAACGCGGGAGAUACCGAUUGAAUGACAUGUGCCGGCUCACACAUCCUGUUGGUGCUCGGGAAAUACGUUUACGUCAGGGGCCAAAACUACGAACAUUACGAGUACGGAGCCGCUCACCUACUCCCUCUUACAACUAA